Molecule: messenger RNA, 5846 nt
Organism: Labrus mixtus (cuckoo wrasse)
Lineage: Eukaryota; Metazoa; Chordata; Actinopteri; Labriformes; Labridae
Product: protein-methionine sulfoxide oxidase mical3a-like
Exons: 35
Coding region: 266-5065 (1599 amino acids)
Molecular function (GO): protein binding; FAD binding
Source: RefSeq, a predicted model, not a curated record
UUCUUAAAUCCUGUUUGCUCAGACACCCUCGGAUUAAGAUUAGUGUCUGUGCUCAGUGGGGGCGGAGCCAACCCCGCCCCCUGACCUCAGAGUGUGUGCGUGUGAUUAGGGUGGAUUUAGACGUAGGCUGGCAGCAGUCGAAGAUGGAGAGCAGCUCUGUGAGACGGGCGUCUCUCUGACGCCACGAGGAGAGCCGGACUCUGUCAGUGACAUCAUCACCGGGUCACGACCUUCCUAUGGUGCCCUGCGGCGUCCGGGGGUUGCCAUGGGAGACGAGUCCUACCCAGAAUGCCGAGCCCAGGAGCUGUUUGACGAGUUUGUGUCGGCGUCGACCUGCAGGGCGGCGCUGUUGUCCUUCGGUCAGCUGUGUGAACACCUCGGGCUGGACCGCAGCGCCGCCGCCACCGAGAGGCCGCUGUACCGGACGAUCAAACAACGGCUCAACUACUGGAGGGCCAACGCGCUGUGGGCCAAACUGGACCGGAGGGCCGCACAGCCGGAGUACAUGAGGAACCGCGCCUGCUCCGACGCCACCGUCGUGGUCAUAGGGGCGGGGCCGUGUGGUCUGAGGAUGGCGGUGGAGCUGGGGUUCAUGGGGGCUCGGGUGGUGCUGCUGGAGAAGAGGGACUCGUUCUCCAGGAACAACGUGCUCCACCUGUGGCCCUUCACCAUCCAUGACCUGCGGGGCCUCGGCGCCAAAAAGUUCUACGGGAAGUUCUGCGCCAGCUCCAUCGACCACAUCAGUAUCCGUCAGCUGCAGCUGGUGCUGUUGAAGGUGGCGUUGCUGCUCGGGGUCGAGGUUCAUGUGAACGUGGCGUUCAGGAAGCUGGUGGAGCCGCCUGAAGAGCAGCACAGACACAAGGUUGGCUGGAGGAUGGAGGUGAGUCCGAGGUGUGAUCCUCUGAAUCAGCUGGAGUUUGAUGUGAUCGUUGGAGCAGACGGACGCAGGAACACUCUGCCAGGUUUCCGGCGUAAGGAGUUCAGGGGGAAGUUGGCGAUCGCCAUCACCGCCAACUUUAAAAACAGGAACACGACGGCUGAGGCCAAAGUAGAGGAGAUCAGCGGAGUGGCCUUCAUCUUCAACCAGAGGUUCUUCCAGGAACUACGACAGGAAACAGGGAUCGACCUGGAAAACAUCGUUUACUACAAAGACGACACGCACUACUUCGUGAUGACGGCAAAGAAACAGAGUCUGCUCGACAAAGGAGUCAUACUGCAGGACUUUGCGGACACCGAGCAGCUUCUCUCUCGGGGGAACGUGGACCAGAAUGCAUUGCAGGCGUACGCCCGAGAAGCCGCUGACUUCUCCACCAACCACCAGCUUCCUUCUCUCGACUUCGCCAUGAAUCACUACGGUCAGCCUGACGUUGCCAUGUUCGACUUCACCUGCAUGUACGCCUCCGAGAACGCCGCCAUGGUCCGCCAGCGCCACGGACACCAGCUGCUCAUCACGCUAGUGGGAGACAGUCUGCUGGAGCCCUUCUGGCCCAUGGGCACAGGUAUAGCUCGGGGUUUUCUGUCAGCGUUGGAUUCGGCCUGGAUGAUCAGGAGUUGGUCUCAGGGCGGAGCUGCAGUGGACGUGUUGGCAGACAGAGAGACCGUUUACCGUCUCCUCCCCCAGACGACUCCUGAGAACAUGCAGAAGAACUUUAGUUUUUUCACAGUCGAUCCAUCAACACGAUACCUGAACAUCAACACACACCUCAUCACACCUGCUCAGGUGAGACACCUGGUGGACACGGGCGAGGACACACUGCAAACAACACACAGUGAUGUCAUCCACCGAUCCUCACCUGGACUCAUCAGACAGAAUUCUGUCUCUCAGUCCAAUAAUUUGCUGACUUGGUGCCAGGAGCAGACUCGUGGUUACCAUGGCGUUGCCGUCAGUGACCUGACUACUUCCUGGAAGAGCGGCCUUGCUCUUUGCGCUCUGAUUCAUCGAUACAGACCUGAUCUCAUUGACUUCAACUCUUUGGACGAGUCACUGGUGGAGGAGAACACUCGUCUGGGCUUUGACGUGGCAGAGCGAGAAUUUGGUAUUCCUCCUCUGAUGACGGUGGAGGAGAUGUCUUCACUCGGAGAGCCGGACUCUCUCUCCAUGGUCAUGUACCUGAUUCAGUUCUACCAGCUGCUCAAAGACACAGCGCCUCCUGUUGGUGGUCUGAGUCAGAUUCCUGACCUGAAAUCAGCCCUCAUCACUCCGGCCUCGCUGCUCAGCAGACUGGGACUCAGCCCGUCCAGGAAGAGAAACCCGAAGGACCACAAAGAGGAUCGCGGUAAACGGAGGAGGACGAGUCGAGAGCAGCUGGAGGCAUUAGAACUGUAUGGUGAUGAAGACAGCCUGGUGCAUGAUGUGGGCGGGGCCAGUCAGUCCAAAGUACGCCUGAUGGCCAAUCAGCUGCAAGCAAAAAUUGAAGAAAGCUCGACUUCCUGCAGGACUUCUUCUUCUUCUGCUGCUGCAGCAAUACGUCGACAGCAGGAGGAGCUGGUUUCCAGCCUCCCAUCCCGUCCUGAGUCUCCAGACUGUCCCCCUGACGCAGCUCCGAUUCAAACGUUGUCAUGGAGACCGAGGAAACGGACUCUUCAACAGGAACAGUUGAGUUUUCGAUUCAAAGAGAAGAUCAGGUCUCAGUCUGUCCUCGACAACCAGGAGCAGUGUCUGCAGAUGUACACUGGGGGAGUGAGCUCAUUGGCUGAGCAGAUAACCAAUCGAAUUCAAGGUCAGGAGGAUGUGAGCUCGUCCUCAGGUCACUGUUUCUUCUGUAAGGACCGGGUCUAUCUGAUGGAGCGUCUCAGUGCGGAGGGUUUGUUUUUCCAUCGCAGCUGUUUCCAGUGCUACACCUGCAGCUCCUCCCUCAGACUGUCUGCCUACACCUUCGACCGGAGCACAGGGAGGUUUUACUGCGUGCAGCACUCUGACUCUGAUCCGACUGUGAGGAGGAGGAGGACUGACAGAUCGGCUUCACUGCAAACCUCCACUGUGUCUCUAAGCUCCGCCCCCUCCCUCUCCUCUGCAGACUCUCUGGUCUCUGCCGGUCGUCGUCGCUCCUCAGUGGUUUCUGUGAAGACGGCCACGCCCGAGAGGAUCGAGCUGGAAAACUACCGUCGCAGCUCGACUAAGGAGGCGGGGCUUCUGGAGGAGGAGGGGGAGGAGCCGGAGGAGGUUUCUGAAGAGAUGCUGAACCGCUUUAAUCUGGACCUGGACCAGGAGGAGAACCACAAGUCCAGUUCGGAGUCAGAGAUGGAGGUUGAGGAGGAAGAAGAAGAGGUUGGAGCAUCAAGGAUGGAAACUCUACAGCUACACCUGGGUCAUGAGGAGGAGGAGGAGGAGGAGGAGGAGGAGGAGGAGGAGGCGGAGCCAGAGGAAGAGGAUGGAGACGGCGAGAUGGAGUCCAGUGAUGAGGGGGAGUACAGCCCCUGGGCCAUGGAGCGACGGUCAGGUGUGUGGCUCCUGAUGGAGGAGGACACAGCAGAAGCUGGAGGUGACAUCACUCCCUCAGACACACCUGUGGAGCCCGACUCCACCUCGAGCCCUCUGCCCUGUGUCGACCCCUCCCCGACUCCCUCUAAGCCCCGCCCCCACGUCUUCACGCCCUCCACCGCCUCCUUCGUAUCCGAGCCUGACUCCACCCACAAUGACAGCGACACUGCUCCGCCCACAUGGACCACGCCUGAGUUUGUCAUGGAAACAGCAUGUCAGAAACAAGCCUCCUGGCUCCCAGAUAAAGGGCGGGGCUCAUUUGAUGACAUCAGCCCUGAAAUGCCUCCAAUUAAGCCCCUCCUCCUGAAGGACAAAUGGGAGGAGCCAGAAGAGGAGGAGUUUGAGCAAAAGGAGGAGGAGGGGGAAUCUGACGGAAGAAGGAGGAGACACAGAGGAGCCCACACCCUCCCCCCUCGCCUCCACCCUCCCCCUCUGGCUGGGGGAGGGGCUUUCCUCCUUCAGCUGAAGGGACUUAGAGAGGCUCCGCCCUCUGGGCUCUUUGAUGUGGAAGGAGGCGGGGCCAGAUCUCUGUGGAGGGCAGUUUUCCCUGGAAACAGGAAGGAGAAGAGGAAGAAGAAGAAGAAGAUGGGCGGGAGCUUACCUGCAGAGAGGACGAAGAAGGACGAGACCAACAAGAGGAGAGUGAAAGGUGUGAGAGGAUGCCUGACGGAGGAGGAGUCAUCUGACCUGCUGCACACACGAAACAACCUGCAGAAGGAGCUGUUAGACCUCGCAGCUAAAAUUCAAAGAGCCAGUCUGAACGAGGGGGACGAUGAAGACAAGGAGCCUGCGUACGUCCCUCACGCUCUGGCUUUCAAACGAGCGUACGCCAUCAAGAGACGCUCUCAGAGAGGCUCCGCCCCCCUCCAGGACUCCGACGGACGGUCCUCGUGUCCCACCGAGGUGGUCGGCAUUCUGGUGGAGGCCAAGGAGCCGUCGAGUCUGAGCGUGAAGGAGACCAUGUUCCAGAGGGGACAGGAGGAGGAGGACGAAGACCUGGACGCCAAAAUCACCCGGCGGGUCCAGAGAGCUGCGAGACGGACGGCCAAACAGGAAGAGCUGAAGAGACUCCACAAAGCCCAGAUGAUCCAGAGGCAGCUGCAGCAGGUGGAGGAGAAGCAGAGACAGCUGGAGGAGAGAGGAGUGAUAGUGGAGAAAGCUCUGAGAGGAGAAGCAGAUUAUUGGGAAGAUGACAACAGCCCAGACAUCGAGCUUCACCUGGAAGGUCUGGGUAAACUGGAUAACACGGUUCUGAUGAAGACCUGGUUCCAGCUGGUGCAGCAGAAAAACUCUCUGAUUAGAUACGAGUCUGAACUCGUCAUACUGGCUCGGGAGCUGGAGCUGGAAGACCGCCAGAGUCGACUGCAGCAGGAGCUCAGAGAGAGGAUGGCCGUGGAGGACCACCUGAAGGGCGCGUGUCAGCUGGUGGAGGAGCGUCUGAUCCUCGAGGAGAUGUUGGAGGUGGUGGAGCAGAGAGACUCUCUGGUGUCCCUGCUGGAGGAGCAGAGACUGCAGGAGCGACAGGAAGACCGCGACCUGGAGGAGAUCAUGAUGACGCGACCGCUUGGACUCAGCUGGACCUGAACCCGUCACAGCAACCACCAGACCUGAACCCGUCACAGCAACCACCAGACCUGAACCCGUCACAGCGACCACCAGACCUGAACCCGUCACAGCGACCACCAGACCUGAACCCGUCACAGCAACCACCAGACCUGAACCCGUCACAGCGACCACCAGACCUGAACCCGUCACAGCGACCACCAGACCUGAACCUUUUCGAGUCACAGCGACCACCGUAACAUAUUAAAAAAGUUUAAACCAUUUAAAAAAAAACUCUCUCCACUAAAUCCCGCCCCCACCAAAUGAUGAUCCAGACAUGACACCGACUGUUGUCAUGGAAACGGUCUGUUCCACUCAGCUGGUGUUGUCAGACUCAAGAGGACAGAAACACUCGACAGACGAUCCAAUAUACAUCCAGAAAGUUCACAGUUAGAAAAUUAAUAAUCCUAACUGGAUCUAACCCAGUGUAACCAGUUUAAUCACAGAGUUCAAGUCAAACCAAUAAGUUUAAGUGUGACUAGUUAGCAGAGUAACUAGCAGUGUUAUCAUCUCAUAUUUUAACUUUAUGGUCAUAAAAACAGAAGUUUAAUUUGUAACAGUUAGUUAGUUUUUUUACAUUGUGCCAAAUGUUACUGAUCAGCCUUUGUUUACCUGAUCAGCUGAUCAACAGGUGUUGUUAAAGCUGAUGCGGUCAAAGAGUCAUGUGACUGAUCAGCUGAUUAUUAAUUUAAGUGCAAGAUAAACAGCCUUUAAACUAAAAUCUGACUUUUUAAUCUUCUUUAAUAAAAUAUUCACACCUCAA